CACUCACUCACUCACUCGCCCGCCCGGAGGUUGACUGGAGGAGCGGCCGAGCGCGCGCGUCAGUGUCGGUGUCUGUGAGGAAAAGUCGGUCAGGACAAGAUGUCUCUCUCCAGCAAACUGACCUUGGACAAGGUGGACGUGAAGGGCAAGAGGGUGGUGAUGAGGGUGGACUUCAAUGUGCCAAUGAAGAAUAAUCAGAUCACUAACAACCAAAGGAUCAAAGCUGCCAUUCCUAGUGUUAAGCACUGUUUGGACAAAGGAGCCAAGUCUGUGGUCCUCAUGAGCCACCUGGGCAGGCCUGAUGGUGUGCCCAUGCCUGACAAGUUCUCACUGGCACCAGUUGCAGAGGAGCUGAAGAAGCUUAUGGGAAGGGACAUUACCUUCCUGAAAGACUGUGUGGGCCCUGAGGUUGAGAAAGCUUGCGCUAACCCAGCUCCUGGAAGUGUGAUUCUCCUGGAAAAUCUCCGAUUCCAUGUGGAAGAAGAAGGGAAGGGAAAGGAUGCAUCUGGGAAUAAGACCAAAGCAGAACCUGGGAAGGUCGAUGCGUUCCGAGCUUCGCUGUCCAAGCUGGGCGACGUCUACAUCAACGAUGCUUUUGGAACAGCUCAUCGUGCCCACAGCUCCAUGGUUGGUGUGAACCUGCCAUUGAAGGCUGCUGGCUUCCUGAUGAAGAAGGAGCUUGAUUACUUUGCUAAAGCUCUGGAGAACCCUGUGAGGCCCUUCCUCGCCAUUCUGGGCGGGGCAAAAGUCCAGGACAAGAUUCAGCUGAUUAGUAACCUGCUGGACAAGGUGAACGAAAUGAUCAUCGGAGGAGGAAUGGCUUUCACAUUCCUGAAGGUCAUCAAUAAAAUGGAGAUCGGUGAUUCCCUCUUUGAUGAAGAAGGAUCCAAGAUUGUCAACGAGCUGAUGGCGAAAGCAAAGAAGAACGGGGUGACCAUCACACUCCCGGUCGAUUUUGUGACGGCUGACAAGUUUGAUGAAAAUGCCAAAGUUGGAGCAGCCACUCUAGCAACAGGAAUUCCCGCACACUCAAUGGGCUUGGACUGUGGUCCCGAGAGUAUUAAGAAGUUUGUGGAGGUUGUGGGCAGGGCCAAGCUGAUCGUGUGGAACGGGCCUGUGGGGGUGUUUGAAUGGGACAAGUUCUGCAAAGGCACCAAAGCCGUGAUGGACAAAGUCGUGGAAGUCAGCAAGGCGGGAACCAUCACUAUUAUCGGUGGGGGAGACACUGCCACGUGCUGUGCCAAGUGGGGGACGGAGGACAAGGUCAGCCACGUCAGCACCGGUGGUGGAGCCAGCCUGGAACUGCUGGAAGGUAAAGUUCUCCCUGGAGUCGAAGCUCUGAGCAAUGUCUAAGGCGAGAGAGGAGCACAGGUUGCGAAUUCCCCAGCACACGGCCCUCACAUUUCACUGUUGUGCAUUAGAACACUUUACUAUCACAAACAAAAGCUCCCGUCUCAGAACCCUGUGUAUAGAAGGAUAAAGAGUUUGGUGUUGUGUUGACUCUAGAAUUUAUAUAUAUUUGGGCCCCUGAAAUGAUUGUGCAUCUAUCAUGUACACGUCCUGUGCGGUCAGUUACCUGAUUCUCCAGCUUUACCCGUACCGUUGAGGCCGCUUUUCCAAAGACGUGGCGUGAUUUCCUGCACUGUAGUGCCAAGCUGUUCGCAACACAAGUUUACGGUUUCCAUUUUGUUUGGAGCUAAUACUGUAAUGGCCGCUGAAUAAAUAAAUAAUUGUGC
This is a messenger RNA of Callorhinchus milii (elephant shark), 1736 nucleotides long. RefSeq names its product phosphoglycerate kinase 1 (gene pgk1). The record is from RefSeq and is marked provisional. NCBI's taxonomy places the organism in Eukaryota, Metazoa, Chordata, Chondrichthyes, Chimaeriformes, Callorhinchidae. Gene Ontology annotation, molecular function: ADP binding; ATP binding; phosphoglycerate kinase activity. Gene Ontology annotation, biological process: glycolytic process; gluconeogenesis. Gene Ontology annotation, cellular component: cytosol.